CGUUCUGUUGAACGAACUUUGACGAGAUUGGACCCACUUGCAUUAUCAGCACAAAAAAUGUUGAGUCCACUAAGUCUCUUGAAACGAAGCUGGGAUGGUAUUGGCAUUAUCCAAAAUGGCAAGUUUGGGGAUCUAGAGGAUCCAUUGGAUGCAUACGAUACGUCGGCCGGUACAAUUGGAUUGCGUGCAAUUAGCGAAAAGUUGGGCAUGUAUACAAAUAUUGACGAAUAUUUGACGGACAUCGAUAACCUAGUUGACAGCUAUUUGGCGAAGAACCCAGGCAAUUAUCAUAUCAAGCAUAUCACCGACCAAUUUUUAGAAUUGUGCAAACGUGAGGUCAAAAACAUUAGUAUGUGCCCAGAUUGUUAUGACAUAUGGUUGACAAGUAGCAGUUCCGACUAUUUCACAAAGGUUUGCAGUAAACCUCAUUUGUUGGUGUUCGUCAAUUUGGAUGACAGUCCCCUCUGGCCAGCAAAAGUCAUGGAACUAAACGGGACUGUAGUGACCGUUGUUUUCUUUGGCGACCACACUCAGGCGGAUAUCUUGGCUGAUAAGUGUAUUUUGUAUCCAGAACGAUUUCCUGGUCGCCAAGUCAAAAAUGAAGACAUUUUAUCGGCAAGAGAGGAGCUGUCGAAAUAUAUUGAAAAUGUCAAAGAAAGAUUCGACUUCGUACCAACAAUCUAUAAAACCAUGCUGAUUCCGGAAAUAUAUGAAAUUCAGCGAUCAUGCAUGUUUCCCACAUGCACUUUUGAUAACAACCGAAUGUCAAGUUGGCCCGAAGCAUCCACAUCACAAGCGACCGUUCGAUCUCAAAUUGGCGUUGAAGCCGAAUCGGACAUCCAGCCAUCCUUGGAGCGCGAGAUUCAACGAGCACGCAAAACAUUUUCAAACAAACCAGCGCGCAAAAGUAUGUCAACUCAACUUGGGCGCAAAAGUUUUCCAACUUCAGCAGCAAGUGAAGUGAAGCCAACACUAAUCGAUUUGCAAAUGAUGCUUUUAAAAGCUGACCAGUUGGAGAGAGAGCGAAAUGCAGCACAAGAGCUUGCCGAGCAAUACAAAAAAGAUAUCAUCGAGUUGAAGCAACAAUUGAUGUCAGAUCGCGGACCAAAGUGCGCAACAUGUGAAGAAGCUAUUGAUGGACCGGUUUUCUGUAGCCAAAACUGCCAAUUUGAUUACAACUAAAAAAUAUUUACCACUUUCUUAUGACCUCUGAAGAAAUGUGAACUUUUCAAUAAAUUCCAUAAUUCAUUGAA
Messenger RNA from Contarinia nasturtii (swede midge), 1253 nucleotides. RefSeq lists its product as uncharacterized. The transcript is spliced from 5 exons. Lineage: Eukaryota; Metazoa; Arthropoda; Insecta; Diptera; Cecidomyiidae. The record is from RefSeq and is a predicted model, not a curated record. Bases 58 to 1182 code for a protein of 374 amino acids.